AUGCAAGGUCUGUUUGCGCUCCUGCUGUUUUCGCAAGUAUGUUUUGGGUUGCUGGAGGAGAGGUUUGUUGCGUUCGAGCAGUCUGAUGGUGCGAUCCCGCUGCACAUUGACACCGCCAUCGUUUAUCCAACGGACGACCCUGUUGGCAUCCGCAUUGCAGCUGAGAGUUUGGCGGAGGACCUGCGGCAGAUAACUGGAAGUCCUCCGACAUUGCUCCGUGGCGAUGCACAACAUCUCAGCAAUAUCACUUUCACGUCUGUCAUUCUUGUUGGCACUCUAACUUCAGACUUGAUCAAAAGAUUGCAGUCAGAAAAAGGAUUGGAAGUUAGCGAAAUUGAAGGGAAAUGGGAAAGCUUCAAGACGACCGUCAUUGCAGACCCGCUGCCCGGAGUGCGCAACGGUCUCGUGAUCGCGGGAAGUGAUAAGAGAGGGGCCAUGUUCGGCGUGUACACCCUCUCAGAGCAAUGCGGACAAUCUCCCUUCCACUGGUGGGCCGACGUCCCCGCAACCGAGCACUCCGAGCUCUACGCACUGCCCAAAACAACCGUCCACGGCGAACCGUCCGUCAAAUACCGCGGCCUCUUCAUCAACGACGAAGCCCCCGCCUUGACAGGCUGGUGGUCCCGCCAGCACAACGACACUUCCCCCCACCACCCCCUCGACGCCUCUUUCUACCGGCACGUCUUCGACCUCCUCCUCCGCCUCAAAGCCAACUACCUGUGGCCCGCCAUGUGGGCGUCGUUCGUCCCCCGCCCCGGCAACAUCUUCUUCACCGACGACCCAGCCAACCAGCAGCUCGCCGACGACUACGGCAUCGUCGUGUCGACGAGCCACCACGAGCCGAUGCAGCGCGCGACGAACGAGUGGAACGAGACGGAGACGGGGCCGUGGGAUUGGACGGCGAAUAAGGAGAACGUGACGCGGUUCAUGGAGGAGGGUGUGGCGAGGGCGGGGAGGAAUGAGUCGUAUUUUACGCUGGGGAUGAGGGGCCCGAAUGAUGGGCCGAUUGAGGCGGAUGAUCCGAUUGAGGUGCUAGAGGAUGUGUUUGAGACGGAGAGGCGGUUGUUGGGCAAGUAUUAUGGGAAUGAGACGGCGGCGAGACAGGUUUGGACUAUCUACAAAGAAGUGGCUACGUACUACGCGGCGGGCCUGGUGCCGCCAGAUGAUGUUACGUUGAUGUUCACGGACGAUAACUGGGGAAACGUACAGCGGCUUCCUGUUGGAAAUGAGACAGAGCGGUCAGGAGGUAUUGGAAUAUACUUCCACCUCGAAUACGUCGGGACUCCAAAGAGCUACAAAUGGGCGAAUUCCAACAAUCUGGCCAAAGUCUACAAAGAUCUCUUCCACUCGUACGCCCGAGGCGCGGACCGCAUCUGGGUCAUCAACGUCGCCGACAUCAAGCCCAUGGAGCUCCCCUUCGGCUUCAUCAUGGACCUAGCCUGGAACACGUCCUCCAUCGACUUCGCCACCAUCCCCGCCUACCUCCACGCCUUCUCUACCCGCGAAUUCGGCCCCACGCACGCCUCCGAAAUCGCCUCCAUCCUCCUCGAGCACAGCCGGCUCGUCGGCCGCCGCAAGCUCGAAUCCGUCAUCCCGUCCACCUACUCCGUCCUGAACUACCACGAAAGCUCGCGCGUGCUUGCGGAAUGGCGCUCCCUCGCCACCCGCACAUCCACCAUCGCGGCCGCCCUUCCCGAAACUCUCCAAGCCCCCUUCUUCCACCUCGUCCGCCACCCCGUGCAGGCCGGCUUCCUCCACCACGCCAUCGUCCUCGGGCAGGCGCUGAACGCGCAGCACGCCCUCGAGCGGCGCAACAGCGCCAACCGCCUGGCCUCCUCCGUGCUGGCCUCGUUCGACCAGGACUACGACUUGCAGGACGAGUACGACUCGCUCUCCAACGGCAAAUGGGCCGGCAUCAUGGCGCAGCCGCGGUUCGACUUCACACCACAGGCUACCUGGAAGGCGCCGAGCCGCGACGUGCUGGCGAACCUGUCGUUCGUGCAGCUGCGGCAGGAUAUGGACUACGCGUUCGGGAACCUCGGGAUAUACGCCGAGGGGAGUGCGAGCGCGGGGAGGCAGGGCGUGGUGUGCGCGUCGAUUGACGAGAGCGCGCCGACGAGCGAGGAGGAGAAACUCGCGCCGGUGCUGCCGGUGAUGGAUCCGUACGGCGCUGCGGUGCGGACGGUGGAGCUGUUCCACCGCGGGGACUAUCGGAAGAGCAUCGCUUGGUCAGUGGAGCCGGAGUACGACUGGGUCGAGGUGACGCCCCGUAGUGGUGUUGUCGACGGCGACGGCCCGGAGCAGCGGUUGAACGUCUCGGUCGACUGGAAUGCCGUGCCGGAGGGCUUCGACGACGUCGUCGAUGUCCGCGUUGACUUCGAUACGAGUCCGCGGAUGGACCUGAUCCGCGUCCCCGUCGUCAACCGCCCCGCGCUGCCCGACGACUUCCACGGCUUCCCCGAGACGGGCGAAGGCGUCGUAGCCAUCGAGGCGCCGCACUUCCAGCGUUCGUCUUCCUCCUCGUCGUCCUCCUCCUCAGAGGAAACCUCGGACGACGACGCCGUCGUGUCCUUCCGCCCCAUCCCCCACCUCGGCACCCGCACCUCCUCCGGCUCCCUCGCCCUGCGGCCCUACCUCGCCGCCCGCGCUUCUCCCGCCGCGCCGCAGGAUGCGUGGGUCGACUACGCCAUCUACCUGUUCAACGCCACCUCCAAUAUCACCGCAACGCUGUACAUCAACGCUGCCCUCGACACCGACCCGGACGACCUGCCCAUGCGGUACUCGCUGACGCUGGACGACGCGCCCGCGAACUGGACCCGCGUGCUGGAGGCGCCGGCGACGGCGGGGGACCUGCCGCCCGGGUGGACGGGGGAGGUGCGGGAUGGGGUGUGGAAGAGGAUUGUGAGGUUUGAGGGGCCGGUGGGGGCAGGGAAGCAUUGGCUGAGGUGGAGGGUGAAUUCGCCGGAGGUGUAUUUGGAGAAGGUUGUGGUGGAGACGAGGGAGGGGGUGGCGGGGGUAAGGGAGGCGUAUUUGGGGGUGCCGGAGACGGGGUGGGUGUGA
Messenger RNA from Lasiodiplodia theobromae, 3060 nucleotides. RefSeq lists its product as uncharacterized. The transcript has 5 exons. The record is from RefSeq and is a predicted model, not a curated record. NCBI's taxonomy places the organism in Eukaryota, Fungi, Ascomycota, Dothideomycetes, Botryosphaeriales, Botryosphaeriaceae. Bases 1 to 3060 code for a protein of 1019 amino acids.